AUGGAUAAGAUAAUGUUAUUUGUAGUUUUUAACGGAAGAUGGAAUGCAAACAACAAAUACAUUGAUCAUGAAGUGAAAAUAUUGAUGGUGGAAAAAGAUAUCAAGUAUGAGGAAUUGGUAAACAAGAUAUACAAAGAGCUCAGAUUGAAUGAAAGAUUGAUUUCAACAAACUUGAUUUUUGAUGCAAAUAUGGAUACAAGCAAAGGAAUGAAGAUAGAAAGUGAUGAGAAUUUACAAGUUUAUCUAAACUUGAACAAGACUGUGGAAGAGUUGAAAAAAUGUCCUCUCAUCGUUGAAGUAGAACAGAGAAAUCAAACCAUUUCUUUGCCAAGAGAAGCUAGCAUUCCAUCUGCUUUAGCAAGCAAUGCAACAAGUCAAAGUUUGACUCUCACAGACCCCAAUACAAAUACUGCAAGCACUAGCAAAAUGAAGAGCGCCUCAACACAAGAAUCCAACAAAUUUACAGAACACGGGCAAGAAGCUCAAUCACCUCUCCAUGUGUUGCCGAAUAUGGAGAUUGAAGACAUAAGACUCAAUUAUGUUUUCAAGAAUAAGACUGAUCUAAAACAUACACUUGCGAAAAUAGCCAUCAAGAAACACUUUCAGUACAGAAUUCAAAAAUCAUGUUCAGAAGCAUUUUGGGCAAAAUGCAUAGAUGAGAAUUGUGGCUGUUACUUCAAAGAGAAGUUUCGUGACCCAGGAUCAACCUAUCGACCAAGGCAAAUAAUAAGAGACAUGAGAGAUGAACAUGGGGUAGGUGUAACAUACAAUAAAGCUUGGAGAGCAAAAACACUUGCAGCUGAUGAUGUUAGAGGGUCAAAUGAGGAAAGUUAUGCAUUGUUGCCUUCAUAUUUGUAUAUGCUACAGUUGGCCAACCCAGGAACUAUCACACGAGUAUGUAAAGAUGAAGAAAACAGGUUUAAAUACAUGUUUAUUGCUUUUGGGGCUUCAUUAGAUGGAUGGAAGCAAUGUAGACCAGUUAUAGUGGUAGAUGGAACAUUUUUAAAGACGAAAUGUGGAGGUACACUGUAUGCAGCUUGUGUUAAAGAUGGAAACAAUCAAAUUUUUCCUCUCGCCUUUGGAAUUGGGGAUUCAGAAAAUGACAAUGCAUGGAUAUGGUUCUUUACAAGACUAAAAGAAGCAAUAGGAGAACGAGAAAACUUAUGCAUAGUAUCUGACAGGCAUAAAAGCAUAAAAAAUGCAGUUGAACACGUGUAUCCUGGUGUAUAUCAUGGAGUUUGUCUUUAUCAUUUGAAGCAAAAUCUAAGGACUAAGUUUAGGGGAUUACAUGUGCAUGCCAUAUUUGAAACUGCUUCAAGAGCGUACUCAGCUCAAGAAUAUUAUUCUGCCAUGGCUGAAUUACAGAAAAUUAGCCCUGAAAUGACUACUUAUCUUUUGGAAGCAAAACCAGAAAAAUGGGCUCGGCCAUUCUUUCCAACGAAGAGGUAUAACAUUCUUACAAGUAACAUUGCCGAAUCUAUAAAUGCAGCAAUUGUGCAUGCGAGAGAAUUGCCUAUAACGUCGUUAAUAGAAGCUAUAAGAGAGAUGCUUCAAAGAUGGUUUUCAACAAGAAAAGAAGCAGCAAUUAACCAAUUUGUUGAGGUGACAAAAUGGGCAAAUGAUGAAAUGGAAAUCAAACUUGAUGUGGCAUUUCGAAUGAAGGUAGAUGCAAUUGAUGCAAUGAAAUCUAGUGCCACAUAUGGUGAUCGAGUGUUUGUUGUCGACUUGGAACAACAUAUGUGCACAUGUAAUGAAUUUCAACUAGAGGGAAUUCCAUGUGCACAUGCUAUUGCAACAAUUGAAAGCAAGUACUUGGACAAGUACAAAUUUUGCUCAAAUUGGUAUAAAAAUUCUGUUUUGAAAGAGACAUAUGCAGGAUCAAUUAAUCCUCUUCCAGAUAAAGAUGAUUGGAGUGUCCCAGAUGAAAUUAUAGGAGAUAGCAUGAAAGCUCCAAAAUUCAAAUCUAAAGACUAUAAAGAUGCAAUGUUAUACAUAUUUGUUGCGUUGUGGACUUGUGGAUAA
Humulus lupulus (European hop) is the source of this 2022-nucleotide messenger RNA. RefSeq lists its product as uncharacterized. Lineage: Eukaryota; Viridiplantae; Streptophyta; Magnoliopsida; Rosales; Cannabaceae. The record is from RefSeq and is a predicted model, not a curated record. The coding region runs from base 1 to 2022 and encodes 673 amino acids. The transcript is spliced from 5 exons. Gene Ontology annotation, molecular function: zinc ion binding.